Messenger RNA from Strongyloides ratti, 1554 nucleotides. RefSeq lists its product as hypothetical. Bases 1 to 1554 code for a protein of 517 amino acids. The record is from RefSeq and is a predicted model, not a curated record. Lineage: Eukaryota; Metazoa; Nematoda; Chromadorea; Rhabditida; Strongyloididae. The transcript is spliced from 2 exons.
AUGGUUAUUUUAUAUCAAGGUCCAAUUUUAAGAUUAAGUGGAAAAAAAUGGGAAAAAGCUUGGAUUAUUUUAAAUUUUGAAGUUAAUUUUCUUCAUAUGUCUAUUUUUAAAGAUAAACAUGCAAAAAAAGAAAUUGAAAAACGUUUUAAUUUUACAACUAAUGGUGAAGAUGUUCGUUUUGGAUCAACAACACUUAACAUUCCUAAUGUACCAAAAAUUGAAAAUGAUAUAAGAGUUCAUCCUUAUUGUUAUAUGGCUAUUGAAACUGAAAAAUUAGUUAAAAAACGUUCAAUUAAAAAAAUUUCAUGGUUAUCAUUUUAUUCAACAAUUGAAUUGUUUAAUUUUAUAAGAAUAUGUACUUUGGCAUUAAACUAUAUCAAUACACCAGCACCAGCACCAAAAUCACAAGAUGAUUCACUUGCUUUACACAAUUACAAACCUGAGCCAUUUCGUGUUCGUAAUAAUUGGGAUCGUUUCUAUGAUAAUCCACCAUCAUUCUCAACUAAUUCUUUUGCAAACAAAUCUAUUUCUCUUGAUGCUUUACAUGCAAUGACACAAUAUGAAGAUUACCAAAAUCGUAAUCGUAUACGUUCAAAUAGUGAAAAUAAUCUGAAGAAGUUUAACUAUGAAAAUGAAACAGAUGAAUCAUCUUCAAUUACAUAUCAACCAAUGCAUGUUAAAGUUUCACAACCUUCUGGUGUAACAAUAACUCCAUUACAUAGAAGAAAAGAACUUGAUGAGAAUAGUUUUAUAUUUGAAACUUCAUUAAAAAAUCAUGUAAGACCAAAAUCACAAAUAUAUGAAAAAAUGAUUAAAAGGCCAAUUGAUAAUACUCUUGAUCAAACACCAGUAAGAAGAGUUGUUGAUGGAAGUUAUGAAAGAAAACGACCUGAAUCCCAUCCAUCAAAAUAUUCUAAACAUAGAAAUUCUAUUGAUUCCAGUAACUCUUAUAUCUAUGAACCAAUGGAUACACCACCUGAGGUAAUAUCUGUAAUUUAUGGUACUGAUGAGAGUUCAAGAAAAUAUUCACCAGUUGGAAUAGAUUUAAAUCCUAUACUUUAUAAAAGAAUUGAAAAAGAUGAUUAUCAUCAACCAUCUUAUCCUGAUUCAAUAAAAACAUUUAAUAGAAGAAAUUCAAUGAAAAAAACUGCCCAACAAUUAUAUCGUGUUCCGGUUAAAAUUUUAAAAAAUGAUUUAACUUACACAAAAAAUAGUGAAAAAAAUAAGUCACAUAUAAAUAAUGAGCCAUCAUUGACAGCUAUAUAUAAAGAUUCAAAUGAAUCUGAAAGAGUACCAAUAGAAGACAAUGGUGAAAAAUACUAUUAUGUACCACUUUCUAAACAAUCUGAAAUUGUUACUCAAAAUAUUAUUACAGAAUUGGAAGAAAGAAUUAAAGAAAACAAAAAAAUUGAAAAUUAUGAUUCUUCAAAACAAGAAGAUAAUGUUGUAAUGAGAACAAGAAAAAGUUCUCUUCAUUCUAUUCAAAUUGAAGAUGAAAAUGGAAAACAAGAAAUAAUGAAAGAAGAAAGUUCCUUAGAAAUAAGAUAUGACUAA